CUCACCAGAAAGAUAACAGAGACCCGCAGAGAGAGGAGUGUUUGGAGCUGCACAUGCUUCCUGAGCUGUCUGAGGAGCACUUCUGAAGACGAGAACAGUGGGCGGCUAGUGUACCGACAGUUUCUCUGUAAUCUAUAUCUCUGCGUGAAAAAAAAAGAAAACACAACACCUGAAAAUGGAGCACAGAUCAAGCAGCCGCUGAGGGGAAAAAAACCUGCCUGUGACAGUUUGCUUUCAGUCACCCUCAAGGGGGACGCAGGAAGAAAAGUCCUUCGUCUGUCUUUGCACAUGUCACUGGGGUGCUGAUUGACUGUUCAAAGAGACUCUCAGGAUCCAUCUGAAUCUUUGACAGAGUUCAGCCGGCUGAUUUAAAAAAAAAAACAAGGAGAAGAUGAAACUGCCUCUUUGUUUUCUCCUGAGCUGCAAUCUUGUUCUAAUAGCAGGCUACAACUCCUUUCGGAGAAGCCUCGAGACGCUAGGCAAGAAACAAUACCAAGUCCAGCACGGAUUGUGCAGCUAUACUUUCCUUCUGCCUGAGAUGGACAAUUGCCGGUCUUCCUCCACUACCUCGUAUGUCUCUAAUGCUGUACAAAGAGAUGCCCCGUUAGAGUACGAUGAUUCCAUACAGAGGCUUCAGCUGCUGGAAAAUAUGCUGGAAAACAACACUCAGUGGCUAAUGAAGAUUGAGAAUUAUAUCCAAGAUAAUAUGAAAAAAGAAAUGGUUGAGAUUCAGCAGAAUGCGGUUCAGAAUCAGACAGCAGUGAUGAUUGAAUUAGGCACAAACCUAUUAAAUCAAACAGCAGAACAGACCCGCAAAUUAACAGAUGUCGAAGCACAUGUGUUAAAUCAGACAACACGACUGGAGCUUCAACUGCUGGCCCAUUCUAUCUCAACUAACAAACUAGAAAUGCAGAUUUCAGAUCAGACCAACGAGAUAGGUAAACUGCAAGAAAAAAACAGCCUUUUGGAAAAAAAGGUCCUUGAAAUGGAAAGCAAGCACAUAUCCCAACUACAAUCAAUGAAAGAAGAGAAGGAUAAGCUUCAGUCAUUUGUUUCUAGACAGAACUCCGUAAUAGAAGAAUUAGAGAAACAGUUAGUCAACGCUAGUGCUAAUAACUCAUUCCUGCAAAAGCAGCAACAUGACCUGAGAGAAACAGUGCAAAACUUGUUUGCUAUGAUUACUGUGCCACAACCCUCCAAGAAUGCUUUGGUCCCUGGAAAAGAACAGAUCAGUUUCAAAGACUGCUCAGAAGCAUUCAAAAUGGGGUUUACAUCAAGUGGUAUUUACACAUUACUUAUAUCUAACACAGGAGAAGAAAAAAAGACAUAUUGUGAUAUGGAGACAGCAGGAGGAGGCUGGACAAUUAUUCAGCGACGCUUAGAUGGCAAUGUAGAUUUUGACCGAACAUGGGCGGAAUAUAAAAUGGGAUUUGGGAACCCUUCUGGAGAAUACUGGCUAGGAAAUGAAUUGGUUUCUCAGCUAACCAACCAGAAGCAGUAUGUUCUGAGGAUACAGUUGAAAGACUGGGAAGGAAAUGAGGCAUAUUCUUUAUAUGAGCAUUUCUCCUUAGCAGGUGAAGAACUAAAAUACAAAAUCAACCUUAAAGGGCUUACUGGUACAGCCGGCAAAAUAAGCAGCAUCAGUCAACCAGGAAAUGGGUUUAGCACAAAGGAUGUAGACAACGACAAAUGCAUCUGCAAAUGUUCACAAAUGUUAACAGGAGGAUGGUGGUUUGAUGCAUGUGGACCCUCUAAUCUAAAUGGUCUAUAUUAUCCACUGCGACAGAACACAAACAAAUUUAAAGGGAUUAAAUGGUACUAUUGGAAAGGAGCAGGCUAUUCUCUAAAGGCCACAACUAUGAUGAUUCGCCCAACAGAUUUCUAAAAAAGGUCUGCACUUUUAUGUUGGAAAAUUAUGUUGACAUAAUUUUAAUAUACUUUGACAAUAUGGAUACACUAUGACCAUUUUUUCUGCCUGAACAACAUGCAUAUGCAUCCUAUAGGAAUCAAUAUUUCUACUCCUGAUUUCAGUAUUGCUGAAUUUCAUCACAGUUCAGUCAUGUAAGAAGAAAUAACCAAAGCAAUAAUGAUUUUAAAAGAAGAAUGUUAGAAGGAUUCUGCAGGACCUUUAAGAACUUCAUUUUCAUGAACAUUUAUGAAGUUUGUGCGUAACUGGAACUGUGAAAUAUAUCUAGAUUAUCUAAAAUUUCUUCAGUCUUAAACAUUACUUUAUAUCUUACAAUUGAACUCUUAAUUGCUAUUUUAAAAAGAGCACUGCUUUGUAAACUAUAUUGUAUCUUAUUAUUCAUGCUGUUCCUUGUAAUUAUGUAAAUAUUUUGUAAUUAAUGCCUAUAUCCAGAUUAUUGCCUUUAGUAGUCACAUAUUCAAGGAUAUUUGGUAGCACAUAGUAUAUUUAAUAAGACUGUAUAAAAAUAUUUCUAUAUUUUACAUGUCUUUUCUUUAAAAUCCAGUACAGAGUAUAUAACAGACCACUAUUUUUGUAUGUUGCAUAUCAGAUAUUUGUAAUACCUUUGCAAGUUAUAGAACUCUACAUGUGAGUAUAAUGUAUAAGAAUAUUGGACUGUUCUUGUUCUUCUGUUAAAAUAAUACAUCCUAAUAAUAAUUUCUCAGUAUUUUGGACAGUUUAAAAGAUCUGCUUCUAUUUACUCUAGCUUAAAGGGAAGCUGCUAAUUAAAAGUUUGAACAUCUCUUGAGGAACAUUGAUUUGGGAUUAGUUGACAU
Molecule: messenger RNA, 2742 nt
Organism: Pseudonaja textilis
Lineage: Eukaryota; Metazoa; Chordata; Lepidosauria; Squamata; Elapidae
Gene: ANGPT2
Product: angiopoietin 2
Biological process (GO): Tie signaling pathway; blood coagulation
Molecular function (GO): receptor tyrosine kinase binding
Source: RefSeq, a predicted model, not a curated record